AUGCUCAGCACUUGCGCCAGAAGAAUGAAGUUAUUCAAUCUAUUUCUUUUCUGGUGCUCGGUCUUGUCCACCCACGUAUUAGCCAACAACAAUGCCGCUCCCUUCGAGCUUCUGCACUAUUACUACGUGUACAAGAUGGAAUGGGACGCGGGAGUUGAAAAAACCAUUGCCCCUGGCUGUGCCACUGAGCAUAAUGAGAUGUGUUUCUUCGACCAGUUCGCAAGGUAUCUCAUAGGAAAGGAGUGGAAGGCUGCCUACCGACCCGGCCGCGCCGAUCAUACCAAAACCCCGGGUUGGGACGCUGCCAAGAAGCUAUCGACUGGUAUGCCCAAAUCUGCGCGGUACAACCUAAAAGCCCUGCUACCUUCCAUCAAUGUCGAUGCAAAAAAUUUUCCCCUCGUCUUUGAGACUGUUCUUCACUCCGCCAAUACUGCUAUCAAAAAGGAAAAAGAAAAAGUGAAGAACGAUGACGUGCAACAAGCGGUAGAAUGGGCCCAGGAAGUCAAGGACAUGCGCUAUGAGGAUGUCUUUAAAGCCGAAAUUGAGGUGCUCAGAGACGUCCUUGGCGACGACGCAUAUGGUCGUUAUGUCGUCACCGGGGGUGGGUCUUCAUUCGAUUGGGAUACUACCUUAGAUGGGAUCGACGACGACGUUGAUGCUAAAAAACUCAGUGACGAAGAUGCGAAAAGGCUCAAGGAGAUCAUUGAUGAUUUCCCUAAUAUAUUCAACGAUCGCAUUGCUACCGGAGAUAUUUCCGACAUGAAUCACAUAAAUAUAAUGAGGGCUCUUGAGACUUCCAUCACUGCUUUAACGGGGGAAAUUGAAGAAAGUUCUUCUGAGAGUGAUGACGCCAGUCCAAAGUCCGUGCCAGCUGAUACGUGUGAUAACAUUGAGUUCGCUUUCGACUCAGACUGA
Molecule: messenger RNA, 915 nt
Organism: Aspergillus luchuensis
Lineage: Eukaryota; Fungi; Ascomycota; Eurotiomycetes; Eurotiales; Aspergillaceae
Exons: 1
Coding region: 1-915 (304 amino acids)
Source: RefSeq, a predicted model, not a curated record